Molecule: messenger RNA, 2778 nt
Organism: Fonticula alba
Lineage: Eukaryota; Rotosphaerida; Fonticulaceae
Exons: 14
Coding region: 153-2705 (850 amino acids)
Biological process (GO): lipid metabolic process
Cellular component (GO): cytoplasm
Source: RefSeq, a predicted model, not a curated record
GGUCGAUCGGGCACCCCCCUCGUCCAUCCACCAGGCGGAGGGAUUUCUCCAUCCCUCCCCUGCAUGCCACUUCCUUGCCCUCCUUCCUCCCACAUUGUUCUCUCUUUGGUUUGUCUUUUCCACUCCCUUCUUUAUGACUCGCAAUCCAUGUCAUGAGCAAUCUAGACUCCGAUGUCCCCCGAGCCCCACGGCGUCGUAGGGCCCUGUCGGUGGAUUUCUCCUCGCGUGAACACUUGCUAGCGCGCCCGCCUCCCCCCUUCGGGGAUUACUUCGACUCUUCGGCCUCCUCCAUUCGCGACCUGCAAUUCCCGACCGACGCACUUACCCUGCUGUCGGAUUCCUUCCAGCAGGAUGGCCUCUUUGGCCGGAAAGGCGAUGCUGACGGGGGAGGAGGCUCGGGCUUUUCCCCCCGGAAAAGCCGUGGCCAGUUUUCUGCGGACUCUGAACAGCGUUUCCGAGGCAACCUGUCUGGUCUCUUCUUCUUUACACUCUCCCUCUUCUCCGCCUUCUUCAUGUCGUACUUGCUUUUUUCCUUCCUCAACUCCUGGUACAUCAGUGUCCGGCCUUUCUCAUACAACCAGGAGAUGAGCGUCCUCUUUUCGGCGAACCCCUUCUUCUCGGACCGACUGAUCUACUCCCCGGAGAUGAUCACCCAGCUGUCGCAGCUUUUCACAUUGCAGACCCUUCAGACGGGCGAGGGCCUGGUGCUCGAUGAUGGCUUCACACACUUUCUGAUCGUCGAGCAGGGCACCCUCUCCGCCACUCCCGGCGAGAAUCCCGAGCAUGCCGCCGAGUAUAUUAGCUCCUUCUUCCGGGGGGAUUCCAUCGGCGGCAUGAACAUGCUCCAUGGGCGCCGGCACAACAUCAACUUGGUCGUUUCUUCGGAGACCCCCGCCGCCGUGUGGGUAGCCAAUGCGCCCGCGCUGAACUUGCUUUUGCAGGAGAGCGUCUUGCUCCGGUCGAUCCUGGAAAAGCGCUUCAUUCAGGCGCACAUUGAGAAGCGCCGGAAGAAGCCCAUCCUCUACAUCCCGGGCUUCGCCUCGUCGCGCCUGAUUGCCUGGCGGCGGAAGUCCUGCUCGGCCAUGAACAUCGAGAUCGGCGACGUCGUCUGGCUCAACCUCGAGAAGGUCCUUCACCACAACCUCUUCGAGGAGGCAUGCUGGAUUAAGUGCAUGAUGCUGGACAUCGUGGACCAGACAGACCCAGAGGGCUGCAAGCUCCGGCCCGAGGAGGGCAUGGGUGCCAUCUAUGACCUGUUGAAUGGUGUGCUGGCCCCGGUGACGGCCAUCUUCCGGAACCUGGUCUACUACAUGGCCCACCACUUUAGCUACGACAUCUCCAGCAUGCUGGCUCUGCCAUAUGACUGGCGCAUCGCGCCGAAGCUGCUCGAGGACCGGGAUGCCCUCUUUUCCAAGAUGAAGUUCGACAUUGAGCAUACGGUCCGCAUGAACCGCAACCCGGCCAUUGCCCUGUGCCACUCGAUGGGCUGCAAGUUGUUCCUGUACUUUGUCGAGUGGAUGAAGCUUCACUAUCCGAAGAUCCAUGAGGAAUGGUUUGACGCGCACAUUUGGAUGUUUGUGUCCGUGGCCCCGCCGCUGCUGGGGUCUGUUCAAUCGGUCCGUGGCAUGAUUUCCGGUGUGGGUUUCUCCCUGCCAAUCAAUUCCAUGGACUCGCGCCUGAUGGGCGUGUCUUUCUCGAGUGCACACUUCCUCCUGCCCUCCAACAUCACGAUCGCCGAAAACCUGGUUCCCGCACACUCGAACACCACCCUCGGCAAUGCCCCCUCCCUGUGGCCGGAUCAUCUUGUCGUCAUCAAGGCCGAAAACGGCACCACCACCACCUUCAGCCCCUCGGAAAUCAUCUCCGGCCAGAUGUAUCGGACGCUGCAUGCCAUGCUGAGCGACUCGGAAUACGACAAAUUCUACCAGGCCUUGGACAAAUUCUACUUCCGCGACCCGGUGUGGCUGGAACUCGAGCGGGAGGGCCCCGCUCGACCUCCCAUCCGGCAGAUCCUCACCAUCUAUGGGCGGAACCUCCAAACCGACCUUGGAUAUCACUAUAAGGCGGUGACGCGGAACAAUGGCAAGAUGUCCCUCAUCAUGGAGUCGGAGAUUUUCGAAUCGAGUGGCGGCAAGAUCCUGGCCACCAGUUCCCACAGUCUUCUGCCCAGCUCCGCGAUCAUCGGCCAGUCGCGCUAUCCGAAGUCCGGCGAUGGGACCGUGCCGUAUGCCUCGCUCUCUUGGUCGCACACCUGGCACCACGACAAUGUCCAGGUGAAGAAUAUCCCCGCUCGCUCGGCCGGCGACGUGGACACCCUCAUCUCCAAACUGUACCAGGACCUCGGUGGGACUCUUGCCCAGUCGGGCUUCGUGCACUUGGACCUCCUGCAGCAAUUCCACAAGUCCCAGUCCUCCUACUCGCGAUACCAGUCCACUCGCAAGGCCCAAAACCCAGACACCGAGGAUGAUAGCCAUGUGAUUGUGCUGGAGAUUGACGGCCUUGGACAUCGCGAUGUCAUCCGCGACCAUGCCUUCACCGAUGGGUUCAUCCGGGAAUUCUUGCGUCUGGCCAAGCGCGAGUUCCUCCUCCACAAUCCCGAGGUCUCCCAUGCCCGCCUGGGGGAUUAUUCCUGCUCGCGGACGCCCCGGGCCGCGGUCUUCUCGCACACCUGUCCGGUCCCUUGCCGUCUGGUCCACUUUGUGUGAUCACGCGACUGCCGCGGCACGCGCUCGGCGUGGGAAUAAACAAUAAAUAGAGCCCGGGCCCUGGGGGGGGGGG